AUGUUCAGAUGCCAUAAUAUAGAACAGAAUAAGAAUUACACAUUCUAAUAGAGAAAGACAAAUUAUUUGAGAUAAUAAAGUAUAAUGGAUGAUAUUAUAAUGCCAAUAAUAGUAUAGAUGUGUUUGAAUGAUCCAUUGAGAUAUUGUUAAAUAGUAAUAAAGAGUAUGAUAGUAUGUUCAUUUGUUGCAUUACUAUUCUUGAUUUUAUCAUGAAUAGAAUUAUAUUAAUUUUAGCACUUUAAAUUGAGCUUUAAACAUUUAAAGAAUAUUCAGGAUAUUUGGUAUUUUGUAGAUGAUUACAAUAUUAAUAUUGAGUAUGAGAGUAUACUAUUAUUAGAAUAUAAUAGGAGAUGAAGAAGAAAUAGAAGAUGUAGAAAAGAAAAUCUAGGAAGAUAUGAGAUUGAAGAUAUCAUCAUUAGAAAUAUUCUUAGGAGGGAAUUAUUUUUGA
Molecule: messenger RNA, 448 nt
Organism: Paramecium sonneborni
Lineage: Eukaryota; Ciliophora; Oligohymenophorea; Peniculida; Parameciidae
Source: the annotation of a GenBank genome assembly